GAAAAAGGAAAAACACAGCAGCUAUGUCGGAUUAUACUCCAAUUUUGCCCCAAGAACUCAUCACCGACAUACUCUUGCGCCUCCCUGGAAAAUCCAUAGGCCAGUUCAGGUGUGUUUCUAGGCCAUGGCUCUCUUUACUCUCCGACUCACAUUUCAUCAAAUCCCAUUCAACACUCCUGAGCAGCCAUGACCCGGGAAAGUUCAUCCUCGUUUCUGACUCUGAUCACACCCUUCACACAAUAACUUUAACUCCCAGCACCAGCACCAGCAGCAACACCAGCAGCAGCCGCCAAGAUGCCGUUGCAAGAAAGAUCAGUUUUCCACAGUGCCCAGACAAGUGGGAAACAGUGGUGGGUUCAUGCCAUGGUUUGGUCUUAGUACGAACUGAUGAACGUAGCUUGUAUUUGAUCAACCCCACAACUUUGGAGAGAGUAAAAAUCCCAAGUUUUCCUUUGGCUUUGGACCCUUCUGCUAGUUUUAGCAUGCACGGAUUUGGCUAUGAUGAUUGGACCGAUGAUUAUAAGAUUGUUACGCUUUCAUACUAUGACACGGACAAUGAACACGAGCCUGAUUGUGCUGAUACUUUUGUUGAUGUUUAUAGUGUAAAGACAAGAACUUGGAAGAGAUUUGAUCCAUCUCCUUGUGAUCAUGCUGUUCCUGAUCUUGCCUCAGGGGUAUUCCUCAAUGGGGGUCUUCAUUGGUUGGCUUCUGAUAGAUCUGAAGGCUAUCCAUCUGUUAUUGCUGUUUUCCUUUUGGAUGGCGAGGAUUUUGAGGAAGUGCCACCUCCUAGUAGUCUUGAUAGAGGUAAAUUUGUGUUUAACAAGCUCGUGGUUCUUGAAGGAUGUCUUGGAAUUGUUGUCGAUAAUUAUAAUGAUCAGGUAGAUGUUUGGGUAAUGAAACAGUAUCGUGUCCAAGAAUCCUGGACAAAGUUUACUAUUAAUGUACAUGAAGAUACUGAUAUGCUUAAACCUAUAUGUAAAUUGCGGGACGAGGAGAUUGUUUCGGAGAAGGAUGAGGAGAAGUUGGUUUUGCAUAGUUUGAGAGACGGGACUUCAAGGGAAAUGGUGGUUGCUGGUCUUCCAGAUACGUUUGAACAUGGAGUGAUGACCUUUUCGGAGACCCUUCUGUCACCAAAUUUCUAUAGUCUGAAUGCAGAAAUGCAUAAUUCUGAGGGCCAAAUUGAAGCUUGAUGCUGUACAAGAGGAGGAUGCAUUUUAUGAAGAGGCAUUUGAUCAAGUUUGAGGACUUCUAGAAAAGACUAAAGACUUGUUUAGAUCAACCUUACUUCGGUUGUUUUUUAGGUUAACUUUCGUAUAUAAAAUUAGAUUAUGACAAUGAAUGACUGUAUUUUGUAUAAGAGGUUAAAUUUGGAAAUGAUUUUGGUUAUUACCAAUCACUUACAAAUAUAAA
This is a messenger RNA of Coffea eugenioides, 1410 nucleotides long. Its product is annotated as F-box/kelch-repeat protein At3g06240-like. NCBI's taxonomy places the organism in Eukaryota, Viridiplantae, Streptophyta, Magnoliopsida, Gentianales, Rubiaceae. The transcript is spliced from 2 exons. The record is from RefSeq and is a predicted model, not a curated record. Gene Ontology annotation, molecular function: protein binding. Bases 24 to 1190 code for a protein of 388 amino acids.